AUGCCGCCGCGGCUCCUGAGUAAACCCUAUUUUAGGGUCUUAAAUGCACCAUUUUUGGGACCUUCCCUAGCCUCGUCGAGCAGAUCGCAAUUCAGUAGCAACAGCCGCACAAAAACGAGGAAAGGCCAGAAUCCAUAUGCAAUUGCGCAGGCUCGACAACGGAAAGCGGCGAAUUUGUCCCGACAGGCUGUGUUGAAAAAAGAACGAGCUUCUUCUGCCUAUGGGGACCCCGUGCUCGGCAAUCCCACCCCCUUCAUCGAAUCGCUAAUGCCAAAGCGAUCCGCAGACUCUGCUAUCCUCACAUCUACGUCUGCGUCGCCGCAAGAAAGUAAGAAGGCGACAGAGUUCCAAUUUGCCUCCUCUCCGCAGGCUCCAGACCUCAACCACUACCUGACCUCUACGGAAUUCCAAGCGGCCCUUGAACGGUCGAAACACCUUACAGAGCCUGUGGUGAACAAGCAGAGCCAUUUAAGCGAUCCGCAAGCCAACGAGGAAGCUCGACUCGCACAUGAAGAAGCGCACCGUAACGCGCAACAAGCAAUGAGUCGAAUUAUCCAGCUGGAGAAUGGCAGCAACAAGGAUCGAACCCGGGUGAAUAUCCAGCGAUGCAUACAUACUUUUGGUAGACAUGUUACGGACUCAUUGCUCGAAUCCAAGCCGCCGGCGGCCAUCGAUCCCUCAGCGCCCCAGUAUCCAGCAAGACCAGCACGAGCGGGACCGGACACAGGUUCCUCCGAGGUGCAGGCUGCUAUUCUGACGACCAAGAUCCAGGUGCUUGCUCAGCAGAUAGCCAAGUACGGACACAAGGACAAACAUAACAAGCGGAAUCUCCGGGUGCUUGUUCACAGGAGACAGCGGCUGUUGAAUUAUUUGAGGAGGAAGGAGCGCGGGGGUCCGCGGUGGCAGAACUUGAUGAGUAACCUUGGGUUGACUGAUUCGUCUUGGAAAGGGGAAAUCAGUUUGUAG
This is a messenger RNA of Histoplasma capsulatum G186AR, 966 nucleotides long. RefSeq names its product mitochondrial 37S ribosomal protein MRPS28. The record is from RefSeq and is a predicted model, not a curated record. Gene Ontology annotation, cellular component: ribosome. The coding region runs from base 1 to 966 and encodes 321 amino acids. Gene Ontology annotation, biological process: translation. The transcript has 2 exons. NCBI's taxonomy places the organism in Eukaryota, Fungi, Ascomycota, Eurotiomycetes, Onygenales, Ajellomycetaceae. Gene Ontology annotation, molecular function: structural constituent of ribosome.